CAGGCAGGCGGGGCACGCGAGGCGGCGCCCGCACGGCCGAGCGCGGACCGCGGGGGGCGCCCGCGCCGGGAGCAGCAGGAGGAGGAGCAGGAGGAGGACGCGCGGCGGCGCCGGCGCCCUGCCCGGGAAAGUAAAGUUGGAGCGGGAGGCUGCGCGCGGGCGCGGGGGUCCGAAGGAGCGGCAGCCCGCGCCCCAGCGCGCCGAGCCCUAGCCGGCCGGAUGGGAAGCGGAGCGCCCGGGCCGCCGCCGCCGCCUGGAGCCUGCGCCCCUGCCGGGCGCCGGGGCCGCGGGGCCGCUCGGGCACGCCCGCUCGGGCGCCGCGUCGCCGUGGGCUCGCGGCCCGGGCGCUCCCCGUGAACGGGGCUGAGGGCGGGGCCGCGCGAGGACCCCGGGACCUGCCCCCCUCCCCCCCACCGCCGCGUCGCCGCUGGCUCCGGGCGCCUCCUGCUCUGCACUUACGCGCGCGGCAGCUGCGGGGAGCCCGGCAGCCACGCUCUCCGGCGCGCCGCUCGCCCGCCGAGCCACCACGGCCGAGGGCCGGCUGCGAGGCGCCGCGGUCCCUGGCGGGCGCGCCCAAGGAGCAGGCGGCGAUGCGGGCGCCGACCCGGGCUGCGGGGCGCCCGAGCUGCCACGGCUGCGCCCCAGCUCCAGGCGGGACCGCGUAGCUCACGGGAGGACCAUGGCGUCCCCGGCGCUGGCGGCGGCGCUGGCGGCAGCGGCGACGGCGGCGGGCCCCAACGCGAGCGGCGCCGGCGAGGGGGGCAGCGGCGGGGCCAACGCCUCGGGGCCGCCCCCCGGCCAGUACUCGGCGGGCGCCGUGGCGGGGCUGGCGGCCCUGGUGGGCUUCCUCAUCGUCUUCACCGUGGUGGGCAACGUGCUGGUGGUGAUCGCGGUGCUGACCAGUCGAGCCCUGCGUGCGCCGCAGAACCUCUUCCUGGUGUCGCUGGCCUCAGCCGACAUCCUGGUGGCCACGCUGGUCAUGCCUUUCUCGCUGGCCAACGAGCUUAUGGCCUACUGGUACUUCGGGCAGGUGUGGUGCGGCGUGUACCUGGCGCUCGACGUGCUCUUCUGCACCUCGUCCAUCGUGCACUUGUGCGCCAUCAGCCUGGACCGCUACUGGUCCGUGACCCAGGCCGUCGAGUACAACCUGAAGCGCACGCCGCGCCGCGUCAAGGCCACCAUCGUGGCCGUGUGGCUCAUCUCGGCCGUCAUCUCCUUCCCGCCGCUCGUUUCGCUCUACCGCCAGCCCGACGGCGCCGCCUACCCGCAGUGCGGCCUCAACGACGAGACCUGGUACAUCCUGUCCUCCUGCAUCGGCUCCUUCUUCGCGCCCUGCCUCAUCAUGGGCCUGGUGUACGCGCGCAUCUACCGCGUGGCCAAGCUGCGCACGCGCACGCUCAGCGAAAAGCGCGCGCCCGCGGGCCCCGACGGCGCGUCCCCGACCACGGAGAACGGGCUGGGCGCGGCGGCGGGCGCCGGCGAGAACGGGCACUGCGCGCCCCCGCGGCCCCCGCGCCCAGACCUGGAGCCCGAGGACAGCAGCGCGUCGGCCGAGAGGCGGCGGCGCCGGGGCGCGCUGCGGCGGGGCGGGCGGCGGCGCGCGGGCGGCGAGGGGGACGCGGGCGGCGCGGAGGAGCCGGCGCCGGGCGCGGCUGAGCCGGGCGCGCUGACCGCCGCGAGGUCCCCGGGCCCCGGCGGGCGCCUGUCGCGCGCCAGCUCGCGGUCCGUCGAGUUCUUCCUGUCGCGCCGCCGCCGGGCGCGCAGCAGUGUGUGCCGCCGCAAGGUGGCCCAGGCGCGCGAGAAGCGCUUCACCUUCGUGCUGGCGGUGGUCAUGGGCGUGUUCGUGCUCUGCUGGUUCCCUUUCUUCUUCAGCUACAGCCUGUACGGCAUCUGCCGAGAGGCCUGCCAGGUGCCCGGCCCGCUCUUCAAGUUCUUUUUCUGGAUCGGCUACUGCAACAGCUCGCUCAACCCGGUCAUCUACACCGUCUUCAACCAGGACUUCCGGCGCUCCUUCAAGCACAUUCUCUUCCGACGGAGGAGACGGGGCUUCAGGCAGUGACCCGUGCGCCCCGCUCGCGCGGAGACCCUGGACAGCUCCGGGCGGAGGGGCGGGCUGGCGUGCCCCACCCCCACCCCGGAAGAAAGCGGGAGCAGCUUCCUCAGAAACCCAGGGAUGGAUUGGCCUCCAGGGCGCAGGGGAGGGUGGACGGCAGGGCAGGAGCCUGGGCUGAGGGAUCGCAGGGCCUCCAGGGAGGGGGCAGGAGAGAGGGGAGACCCCUCUGCCUUCCCAUCUCAGCAAGGGGCUGCUUCUGGGGCUCCAGGCCUGGAUCCAGCUCCGGGGGCCCCUGCCAAGGUGUGGCUGUGAGGUCAGGGUCAUAGAAAGCAGUGGCGUAUGCAACUCCCCACAUGGAUGAGAAAAGAGACCUUCCAAACACUCACCACCACCCCGGAUCCGCAUCUGAGCAAGGGCUGACUUCCCCAGGACUAGUGGGGGCGGCUGUCUGGGGGGGAGGAGAGAGCACUGACAAUCUUUGGUUACUGAAAGCAUUAAAUGUUUGCCAAAAAUGACAGCCAAAACAGCCAAACUAUUUUCUAAAUAAACCUUUGUA
Molecule: messenger RNA, 2609 nt
Organism: Diceros bicornis minor
Lineage: Eukaryota; Metazoa; Chordata; Mammalia; Perissodactyla; Rhinocerotidae
Gene: ADRA2C
Product: adrenoceptor alpha 2C
Exons: 1
Coding region: 680-2059 (459 amino acids)
Biological process (GO): adenylate cyclase-activating adrenergic receptor signaling pathway; regulation of smooth muscle contraction; regulation of vasoconstriction
Cellular component (GO): membrane
Molecular function (GO): alpha2-adrenergic receptor activity
Source: RefSeq, a predicted model, not a curated record